GAAGAAGGGAAAACACUGCAGAAAGCAAAAGGGAAGUGUCAGUUUUUAGUUGACAGCUAUAUACAGCAGGGAGUGUCCCUCACAGAUGCAAACACAUAGACGGAUCUCUCUCUCUCUCUCUUGCUCUCUGCAUGUCUUUUCCCCAUGUUAUCUUCAUUUCCUCCUUACAAUAGCUUGCUUCAAAAGCAAUAUAAGUGACAUUUGACAGCAGGCAAGCAAAUACGACUACAGAGGAAGGAUUUAAGUUUGAACACUGACAGGACCUUUCCCUUCAGAGAUGGACAGAUCUGGCAGAAACGUAAAAUAGCUCUUGGUAGAACAGAUUCAUAGUAUUAUUUAUUGGUUAUUUUCGGGUUGUUUUUUUGGGGUUUUUUUUUUUGGUUCUGAAUGCCUGUGCUGGUCGCCAACAAUCGCCAACAAUCUUCAGAGAUCUGAGUGAGAAAGAGCUGGAUGGUUGACUAAGCUGUGGACGGACACUUACAUCUGAGUAACUCUUCUCCAAGCUACGCUAGAGCACAGGCGGAUUGUGAUCCAGUUAGGAUGUCAGAGGACGGCUCGGCCCCCACGCCGCAGGUGUUUGUGGUGGACAGCCAGGCCAGCUACUUAUCCGUGCCCAGAAGCAAGAAGUCAACAUGGGCCAGAGUGGGCCAGAAGUUCCUCCCUCUUCUCGUUGCUCUGUUCGCGCUGUCAAUCUUUGUUGAGGGAUAUUUAAUCUACAUACUUUACCAAAGAACCGAGGCCUUUUCUGGCUGCGUGUCUAAUAAUCUGUGCCACAACCUGUCCCACUCUGUGAAGUCUGAGCAGCAGAAUGGGAGGACAUCGAGUCGAAUAGGAACUCCAGAAUCCAAUGAAAUUCCUCCACUGCAGCCACAGAAACGGCCCUUUGCUCACUUGAUGGGAGCUCAGAAGUCGAAUGACAAUGUAGUGCAAUGGUCACAGGGUCACGACGACAGAAGAAGAAUGGAGUACCUCAACAGCCGACUGAUAAUCAAGCAGGAAGGCUACUACUACGUCUACUCCAAGCUGGUAGUGGAUGUUUUGGAGGCGACGUCACCUAUCUUCCACAAGAUCGUGAGAAAUCCCAGUGGCUAUGCUACAUCUAUAGAUCUUCUGAAGUCCAAAAGUAACUGGGGCCUAGAGAAACGUUCGGACGGCGUUUCAGGCGAGAACAAAUGGAGAAGUUUUCUGUCUGGGAUUUUCUUCCUGCAAGAAGAAGAUGAAAUUUAUGUCACUCUGAGCAACAUGGAAACGUUGUCUCCUGAGGCCAAUGAAAACUGUCUGGGUGCCAUCUGGAUAGACUCUUAGACAAGAAUGGAAAUACCUCUGUGCUAGUUCUUCGACCAGUCUAAUAAUAUGUACACCACAACUGAUGGAUGUAAUUCUGAGAACAAUGAAAAAACAAAUAGUUUUGAUAUAAAAGUAUCUGAUAUUCAGAUUAAAUAUAUAUUUACAUUGUAAUUAUUCUUCAUAUUUUGGUGUUUAAAUAAAAAAAAAAUGCUAAAAAACCAAAUUA
Xiphophorus couchianus (Monterrey platyfish) is the source of this 1513-nucleotide messenger RNA. RefSeq lists its product as uncharacterized. Gene Ontology annotation, molecular function: tumor necrosis factor receptor binding. Bases 541 to 1305 code for a protein of 254 amino acids. Gene Ontology annotation, biological process: immune response. The record is from RefSeq and is a predicted model, not a curated record. Gene Ontology annotation, cellular component: membrane. The transcript has 7 exons. Lineage: Eukaryota; Metazoa; Chordata; Actinopteri; Cyprinodontiformes; Poeciliidae.